AUGUAUGUGUCGGUGUGUGCACAGACGUGUUACGCCGUCGGAAAGGCAAAUGGACGGAAUCGCCGUCGCCGUUGCCGCCGUUGGCAACGAGGCCUUUUUUUAGAGGCCGAAGGCGAAGCAUUGCACCCGGCAACUCGCAUUCACUUCCGGCGCCAGGCGACAGGAAUGCUCAGACGACAACCACGGAUGGCGCCAUCUUUGGCUUCGUCAGUUCAGAACGUUUUGUCAAUUGACGCAACGUCGUUGAGGACAUCGAAAACGCUUGAGUGCUAA
Molecule: messenger RNA, 273 nt
Organism: Protopolystoma xenopodis
Lineage: Eukaryota; Metazoa; Platyhelminthes; Monogenea; Polystomatidea; Polystomatidae
Source: the annotation of a GenBank genome assembly